AUCAAGGGUCUUUGGUACCUAAGGUAAUAGGCAGUCGCGGGUGAGAAAAGUUACGCAAAUAUUAGAUGGCGCUAUUCCACUUCUGGACAUUUUCUCCCCUCGUACCUGGCAGGGAUUGUUGUUCCUCUCCCCCACUACCAUCGCCCGUCUUGCCGUCCCAGCAUCAUCUUCAAACUUUGGGCCUUCUACUUACUCUUUAACUGCUAGGCUAAGAGAUAUUUAAUAACUUCUACAUAAUCUUCGCCUGGCAGCCAAAAUGGCCAAGCCUAUAGAAAUCACGUCGGUUGAGCAGUUCAACGGGCUCCUAAAAAGCUCGCGUAUUGUGGUGGCAGACUUUUACGCGACCUGGUGCGGGCCGUGUAAGCAAAUUGCACCCUUCUACGACCAGUUAUCGAAAUCUCUUUCACGCCCAAAAGUUGCGACGUUCGUCAAGAUCAACACGGAAGCCGAGGGAGCCAAGGCAGUCGCAGCCGAAUACCGCGUCACGCAUCUGCCUACCUUCAUAGUGUUCCGCGAUGGGUCCGUUGCUGAGAGGGUCAAAGGCGCCAAUCCGAAGGAGCUCCAGACCAUCGUUGAGAAUUUAAGUCACAACAUCGAGCAUGCUACCCAGGGUGAGGGUAGCGGUAGUGGUGGCUCGGGAGGUAUCGCUUGGAGGGGGGCUGACCUGCCCCGAGGUUACACGGACAUUUCAGACACCAUUGACGUACGAGGACUAGAACUGCUGAACGCCGAUGAAAGCCACUUCUCUGUUCGAACCCUCUUCAAUAAAAACAAACCUUCAGCGUUAUCCAAGGACAAGGCCGCGGACAGUGAAAAGGACUGGGUAGAAAGCGACACGGAUGAGCAGCUGCUUCUCUACACGCCAUUCAACUCUGCUGUCAAGCUCCACACAAUACAGAUCACUUCUCUACCGCCCACCGAUGAUGAGGAUGACGACGACGUACCGAUGAGGCCCAAGACUCUUAAGCUAUUCACGAAUCGACCACACAAUCUAGGUUUUGACGAAGCUGACGAUAUCGACCCGACUCAGACUAUUGAGAUUGGCGAGAGCGACUGGAACUCUAACGGUACCGCGAAUUUGGGACUACGGUUUGUCCGGUUCCAAAACAUCACUAGCCUCGUUAUCUUUGUUGUGGACGGCGACGGCGAUAGCGAAAAGGUCCGAUUGGACCGAAUAAGAUUUAUUGGCGAGUCUGGCGAGAAAAGGGAAAUGGGGAAACUUGAGAAGAUCGGCGACGAGCAAGGUGAAUAAAGUGCGACAAAAAAAGAAAGGGUGGGUAGGCAAGCACCAAUCGCGGCUACGAUUACUUAUGGCGAAUGUGGGCAGCGAAUGGAAGGCGAUGAAUAGAGUCGGAAUGCUUUUGAGA
Messenger RNA from Daldinia decipiens, 1367 nucleotides. RefSeq names its product DUF1000-domain-containing protein. The record is from RefSeq and is a predicted model, not a curated record. The transcript has 3 exons. NCBI's taxonomy places the organism in Eukaryota, Fungi, Ascomycota, Sordariomycetes, Xylariales, Hypoxylaceae. The coding region runs from base 257 to 1252 and encodes 331 amino acids.